This is a messenger RNA of Pseudoliparis swirei, 2379 nucleotides long. RefSeq names its product DNA-damage regulated autophagy modulator 2b (gene dram2b). Lineage: Eukaryota; Metazoa; Chordata; Actinopteri; Perciformes; Liparidae. The record is from RefSeq and is a predicted model, not a curated record. Gene Ontology annotation, cellular component: lysosome. The transcript is spliced from 8 exons. Gene Ontology annotation, biological process: photoreceptor cell maintenance; regulation of autophagy. Bases 259 to 1083 code for a protein of 274 amino acids.
GUGGUGGACCUGCGCAUGCGCGCUUUCGCCGCUCUUUCGCUUUAACUAAUACAAUCGUCCUGUGACAACUUUUAAAGUAUUUAUUUAAUGGAGGUUUUGCACACGACCCGACGCCACUUUGAGUAAACCGACGUAUCUGACAACCGGAAUCCGGAUUGUAAAGACGUGAUUAAAGGGAGAUUAUGGUCGCUGGAGGACUCUCAUAACUGAACUAAAACACACACACACACACACACACACACACUCGGGGGAGGAACCAUGUGGUGGUUCCAGCAGGGUCUGAGCUUCCUGCCGGCAGCGCUGGUCGUCUGGACGGCGGCGGCCUUCGUCUUCGCUUACAUCACAGCGGUGGUGCUGAGGCACGUGGACCCUCUGUUGCCUUACAUCAGCGACACCGGAACGAUGGCACCGGAGAGGUGUCUGUUCGGCAUCAUGCUGGAUGUCUCCGCCUUUUUAGGGAUGGCCACAGUGUACGUGCGUUUCAAACAGGUGGAGGCUCUGACGGGGGACGGCGAGCUCAAGCUGAACCGGCUGAACCGCGUCGGGCUGCUGCUCGGCCUGACCAGCUCCUUCGGGAUGGCCGUGGUCGCCAACUUCCAGAAGACCACGCUGUUCUCCAUGCACCUGGUGGGCGCGGUGCUGACCUUCGGGGUCGGGGCGCUCUACAUCCUGGUCCAGACGCAGCUCUCGCUCCGCAUGCAGCCGCUCCUCCACAGCAGGAACGCCUUCCUGGUCCGGCUCGCCAUCGGGGUCUGGACUCUGGGCAGCAUCGUCAUCAUGUUCGUGUCGUCCGUGGUGAUGUACAGCAGUCUUCCCGGAGUGGACGUCAUUCGCAAACUGCACUGGACUCCAGGAGAGACGGGCUACACGGCUCACAUCAUCAGCACCGUGUCCGAGUGGUCUCUGGCCUUCUCCUUCAUCAGCUUCUUCCUCAGCUACAUCCGAGAUUUCCAGAAAAUUACUUUGCGAGCCGAAGUCGAUUUGCAGAGCGGCCACCUGUACGACACCUGGCCACACGGCGGCGCCGCGGAGUCGACCCUCAAACCCUCCGAGUCGUCUCCGCUGCUGGCGGGAGGAACGUGACCGGCUGCUUCUCACUUCCUCUCCUCCGGCUUGAUGGCCUUUUUAUAAUAAAGACUCUCAAAGCUCGUAAAGGGUCAGUUCACCAAGAAAAGAACAUUCCUUCCCUUUAUCGGAGAGACUUCUGCCUCCACCCCAAAACUACUUUACUCAUAAAUGACUUACUAAUAAAGUGUGUCGUUUUUCAAUUUUGUUCAAACGUGACAAACCUGGACGAAUAAAAUUCAAACUACCUGACUGGGGAGACGAUGGGAUGAGUCCGAAAACCAAAACCAGGCCAAGAUCCCGUUGGUGACGCCAACAUCUGGGUCGGCCUCCAAAGCCGCGGCGAGGAGAACGGAGCGACUCUUCAUGUGUUCUGAUUAAAUGACGGGUUAAACGCAAAAAAUUAUUUAUAUAAGAAAACAGAAAUAAAUGUAAUGUCUUGUUGUGUCGGUGGAUUUAUAUUAUGACUGUUCUCUGACUGCUGCCGCCUCGUUAGCGUAAACAGAGGGAGACGCGCGACUACGUGACGCCGCCGCUUCCCUUCUGGUCCAUGUACUUUGCGUACAGUAGAGAACCACUCAUGGAUAAGGUUACUAGCACCUUGUGGACGAAUGCAUGAGCUGAUGUGGGUCUUCGCCGCUUCACGAAGCCGCUUCACGCCGCCGCUUCACGAAGUCGCUUCACGAAACCACUUCACGCCGCCGCUUCCCUUCUGGUCCAUGUACUUUGCGUACAGUAGAGAACCACUCAUGCAUAAGGUUACUAGCAACUUGUGGACGAAUGCAUGAGCUGAUGUGGGUCUUCACGCCGCCGCUUCACGCCGCCGCUUCACGCCGCCGCUUCCCUUCCGGUUCAUGUACUUUGCGUACAGUAGAGAACCACUCAUGGAUAAAGUUACUAGCACCUUGUGGACGAACGCAUGAGCUGAUGUGGGUCUUCUUUGAUGUUGUCCUCUUUGAUGUGGGUCUUCUUUAUCGUCGCUGCUUCCCGCCUCCGCUUCCGAAAGGUGAAAUAUUUCCCUGGCUGUAGGCUACUUACACAUUUUUUCGCUGAAACAUUAAAGCCACACUGACGCGUUGUGUUGUGACGUCAUCAGAGGGAUCCCGCCAGGCGUUCCAUCUCCAUGGAUACAACAUGGCGCUGCGCACAUUCAAAUGUUAUGAUGUGGCUCUUCUUUAGUAAGUAAUACCAUAAGUAAUACUAUAAGUAAUACUAUUGUUACCAUUAGUAAUAGAGCGUAUUCACGUGACGUCAGAAUCUCAAUCGCGCCAUCUUGGGGUCCCACUUAUUAAAUGUCAGAAGAAGUUGACCUGG